Molecule: messenger RNA, 711 nt
Organism: Saxophila tyrrhenica
Lineage: Eukaryota; Fungi; Ascomycota; Dothideomycetes; Mycosphaerellales; Extremaceae
Gene: COQ9
Product: Ubiquinone biosynthesis protein coq9, mitochondrial
Exons: 2
Coding region: 1-711 (236 amino acids)
Biological process (GO): ubiquinone biosynthetic process
Cellular component (GO): mitochondrial inner membrane
Molecular function (GO): lipid binding
Source: RefSeq, a predicted model, not a curated record
AUGUCAUCGCCUAUGGCUCUCCGGACACUCCUUCGCACUCCGCCAGCUCUACGACCGCUUCUGCUCCAGACUUCACGAGCCGCAUACCACUCAUACGACCAUGCAGAACAGCCAGUCUAUCGCGAGGCAGAGCGAACUAUCCUCUCCUCUGCGCUUGCUCACGUCCCAACACAUGGCUUCACACAGGAGGCGCUCACACUAGGCGCGAAGGAUUCUGGAUACCUCGAUGUCUCCACGAACCUCUUUCGCAAGGGCACGUUCGAUCUGGUCAAGUACUAUCUAGUAUCGCAACGAAUGGGCUUGAAGGAUCGCAUCCAGUUCCCAGAUGAAAAUAUCGGAGUCGGCAGAAAGGUCAGGGGUCUGAUACUUGAACGGCUACGCGCGAACGUGGACACAGGCAUUGUGACGAGAUGGCAGGAAGCACUCGCGAUCAUGUCACUGGCGGACAACAUACCGGCGUCAUUACGGGAGCUGGGUGCGUUGGCAGAUGAGAUGUGGUUUCUGGCUGGAGACACAUCUGUUGAUUCCUCGUGGUACACGAAGAGGGCAUCAUUGUCGGGGGUGUAUGCUGCGACGGAGAUCUUCCAGACUACGGAUCAGUCUACGGAGUUCAGGGACACGGAGCAGUUUCUCGAUAGACGGCUGGAGGAGCUGAGGACUGUUGGAGGGACGGUCAGUGGGGGGUGCACUGGUGAAUCUACUGCGGAGUAA